AUGAAAGCGAGUGCCAAGAACUACCUCAAGGGCUAUUUGACGAAGUUCUACGGCCUUAAGCCCCAGACUGGACGGCAGAGGCGGACAGAAGUUUCUGAUACGUUCACAGCCAAGGUGGGAGAAAUGCAGCACUUCUUUGGCUUGCCAGAGAAUGGUGAGCUCACCCCGGAAACAAUAGCAGCCAUGAGAAGGCCCCGUUGUGGUCUCUCUGAUGCUGAGUCAUUUGGAGAGACCAUGAGAUGGAAGAAGAGGAACCUGACGUACAGGAUAACUAGGUACAGUAAUAAGAUGAAAGCCUCCCAUGUCAGAAGAGCCUUCAGGGAAGCGUGGAAACUCUGGGCGCAAGUGGCACCUAUCAAAUUUCGGCACAGGUCCAAGAGGGAGGUCGACAUUUUCAUCUCCUUCAAUAAUAGGGACCACGGGGAUGGUUCCCCGUUUGAUGGAGAAGGGGGUAUUCUGGCACAUGCGUUCCUCCCCGGGCCUGACAUUGGUGGCGACGUGCACUUUGAUGCUGAGGAAGAAUGGACAGCUAACACCACAGGAUUUAACUUAUUUGCUGUAGCAGCACAUGAGUUUGGACAUGCCCUUGGCCUUGCACACUCCUCCGAUCCUGGAGCAGUUAUGUUUCCAGCCUAUAAUUUUGUCACAGAGGCUGAAUUUCAACUAUCUUUCCAAGAUGUUCAAGACAUCCAAGAAAUGUAUGGUAUAGCUCCGCUAAAGACGCCAGGCAAGUGUGAUCCUGACCUAUCGUUUGACGCUGUAACACGGAUGCAACGAGAGAUUGUCUUCUUUAAAGACAGAUUCAUGUGGCGAGUCCAUCCCAAUUUCGAUGAAAUAAAGACAACCCUGAUAACAAGUCUGUGGACUGAUGUUCCGUCAUUUAUUGAUGCAGCUUAUGAGAACAUAGCGAUGCACACCUUGUUGUUUUUCAAAGAUGUACAGUACUGGGAAAUGAAAGGUUUGGAGCUGAUGAAUGGUCGGCCAAAGAACAUCUCCGACUUUGGCUUCCCAUCCAGGGUGCGAAAAGUAGAUGCUGCUGUUCACUUCCCUGAGACAGAGGUCACAGUUUUCUUCACUGGAACGGAGUAUUGGAGAUUUGACGAGAAGAAGAGACAAAUGAUGGAGGGCUAUCCAAAGCUGAUCAGGGAUCAGUGGUCUGGUGUUCCCUCACCUGUUGAUGCUGCACUGAUUGAGAAUGGAUUAAUCUACUUCUUUGUGGGCAAUCUCCAGUUUGAGUACGAUCCAAAGACAGAAGGGAUCACAAACACAUUCUCUGCUAACACAUGGCUUCGCUGCUGAUAGAGGACAUGAGCUGCAGAGCCCGUACGGAGAUGUUUAAAAAGGAGAAAUCUUUCAUGUCUGAAAGCAUUUCAUCAUCGGAGCGUAAAGUGGGCUCACAGACACAUGGUUGCAUCAUACAGUAUGUCUACACAGUCCAGCUGUAAACCAGUUUUGUUCAGCGCUGAUGACAUCGAGGAAAUGUGCUCAUGUCUUUCACUCAAAAUACAUUGCAUUGUUUACUGUGGAGCGCAACACCAGCUCAAGCAACCCUGUU
Molecule: messenger RNA, 1555 nt
Organism: Chanos chanos (milkfish)
Lineage: Eukaryota; Metazoa; Chordata; Actinopteri; Gonorynchiformes; Chanidae
Product: collagenase 3
Exons: 10
Coding region: 1-1299 (432 amino acids)
Biological process (GO): proteolysis; collagen catabolic process; extracellular matrix organization
Cellular component (GO): extracellular matrix
Molecular function (GO): metalloendopeptidase activity; zinc ion binding
Source: RefSeq, a predicted model, not a curated record